Molecule: messenger RNA, 984 nt
Organism: Naegleria gruberi
Lineage: Eukaryota; Heterolobosea; Eutetramitea; Acrasida; Naegleriidae
Exons: 1
Coding region: 1-984 (327 amino acids)
Cellular component (GO): membrane
Source: RefSeq, a predicted model, not a curated record
AUGCUUUGGCUGAUAUUUUACAUUGAUAUCAUUUUGACAAUAUUAACAUUCUUAGGAUCAAUCUAUUACAAUAAUAGUAGUAUUUAUGAUCCGUAUUGGAGUAUAUUUCCACCAUUUGCAAUUUUACUUUUAUUUAUUGAUUACUUUUGUUCCGAUAGAUUUAUCAGUAGAAUUUACAUGAAUUAUUUAGGACAAGAUACAAGUCAACUUAGUAAUGGAUCAUUUUCUUGGGUAUUUCUGAUCAUGUUCAUGUGUUUAAAUGUUUGGGCAUACAGAUUGACAAAGAACUUUUUUACAAGACCAGAUAAUGAUGAUAGUGCUGGAAAUAUAUUAACAAAGGGACAAGAAGAUUGGCGAUAUAGAGCUUUGAGAAUUAAAUCGCUUUCGUAUCUGGGAUGGUUUGGAAUUAAGAUUGAAAAUAAUUCUAGAUGGAAUAUUCCUUAUUGGAUUAUUUCAUUCCUUGGAAUUCAUUUAUUCCCAACACUUAUUGUUUUCUUUGCAAUGAUUCCUCUCUUCGCUACCUUUUUCAAUUCAAACCAAAUUGCAGAGCACUCAAUGACAUUCGUUCAAUUAUUGUCAUUCAUUUCCAGUGCUUUAUUUUCACUAUUUUGUGUUUGGAUUUCACAUGCUGCUGACGUUACUCUCCAUAGACACUUGGCAACCAGAACAAAUAAUAGACAAGUACUUGUAGAGGGUGUUUGGGCCUACACUAGACAUGGAAAUUAUUUUGGAGAAGUUGGAUUUUGGUGGUCAAUUUUCCUCUUUGCUUGUUCUUUACAAAAUUCCCAAAUUGACCAGUCAUUUAUUUAUUUCAUUUGGGGACCAAUUCUAGUUACUUGCUUAUUUCAAUUCAUCAGUGUUCCCUGGGUAGAGAGAAAAAUGUCUGAAACCAAACCACUUUUUUCACUAUAUCAGAAACAGGUGAGCGUAAUGAUUCCUUGGUUCCACUCUAAAGAUUUUUCAAAGCAAAAAUAUUCAGAAUAA